AAUGGAUUAAAGCAAUUUUCAAAAAGACUUGAUUGAAUCAGAAGAAGCAUUUAUUGAGUAAUUCGACAGAAAUUCAGCCAAUUUUCAUCAAGGCAAUCCAACAGUAGUUCCAGUAGGAGGAUAAAGAAUACCUGAAUCAAUGCCAACAAUGUACCCUGAACAGGUAUAAUAGAAUGCAUCAUAAAAUGUAAGGAUUUACAAAAUUAUUUGAAUCCCCAGGAGUAGGAUUUUGGUCCAGAAUACAAGUUGUUAAUGCAAUACAAGGAAGUCUUAGAUUUAUUAAAAAAAGUAAACUUAAUAUGUAAUGUAUUAGUCUCUAAAUAAAAUAUCUGCUCAUCAUGAAGCACUUUUACGUAACUAAGAGAAUUUAAAGAAAUCCGAGAAUUAGGUUCAAAUUUAGAAGUUCUAAGGCUUGAUUGAUACUGAAAAGGCCAAUUUAAAAAAUACAAUUUAAUAAUUGGAGGGACAUACAUAGUUUAUUCUUUAGCAAGAUAGGUAUAUAUAUAAUAUCAAAUAUGUUUAGAUUCUAGAAUAAAUACAAUGAAUUAUUGUAGAUCCUAUCUUUGGCAUUUAAGAGUUACAAUUCUAAAGAGGAGCUUUUUGAGUUUGGCACAUUGAUUAAAAAUAUGACAUCCUUAAUAUUCAAAGAUAAUUAGAAAUUGACAGAAGAUAUAAAAUUGAUUAAGAAAUAAAAGAAGUGA
This is a messenger RNA of Paramecium pentaurelia, 701 nucleotides long. Lineage: Eukaryota; Ciliophora; Oligohymenophorea; Peniculida; Parameciidae. The record is from the annotation of a GenBank genome assembly.